Microtus oregoni (creeping vole) is the source of this 536-nucleotide messenger RNA. RefSeq names its product trafficking regulator of GLUT4 (SLC2A4) 1 (gene Trarg1). The transcript has 3 exons. The record is from RefSeq and is a predicted model, not a curated record. The coding region runs from base 1 to 522 and encodes 173 amino acids. Gene Ontology annotation, cellular component: membrane. Lineage: Eukaryota; Metazoa; Chordata; Mammalia; Rodentia; Cricetidae.
AUGGCCAACCCGGUGCAGCCUCCUUUUCAAGACCCAGGCUCCACCUCGCCCCUGGAGCUACCUGAGAUGGAGAAGCUUCUCACCAAAGUGGAGAACAAGGAUGACAAAGCCCUGAAUCUGUCCAAGUCCCUGUCAGGGGCUCUGGACCUGGAGCAGAAUGGCCACAGCCUGCCCUUCAAGGUCAUCUCUGAGGGGCACCGCCAGCACUCCCUCCCUGGCUCCCCUUCCCGGGCCAGCUCUCGACGUGCAUCCUCUGUUGCCACCACCUCCUAUGCCCAGGAUCAAGAAGCCCCCAAAGAUUACCUGAUCCUUGCCAUUGCCUCUUGCUUCUGCCCAGUCUGGCCCCUCAACCUCAUUCCCCUCAUCUUUUCUAUCAUGUCUCGAAGUAGCGUGCAGCAGGGGGACAUGGAUGGGGCACGGAGGCUGGGGCGCCUGGCACGGCUGCUCAGCAUCACCUUCAUCAUCCUGGGCAUCGUUAUCAUCAUUGUGGCUGUCACUGUCAACUUCACAGUUCAGAAGUAACCGCAGAGCUGAUU